Molecule: messenger RNA, 2458 nt
Organism: Drosophila ficusphila
Lineage: Eukaryota; Metazoa; Arthropoda; Insecta; Diptera; Drosophilidae
Gene: mei-W68
Product: meiotic recombination protein W68
Exons: 2
Coding region: 755-1750 (331 amino acids)
Biological process (GO): reciprocal meiotic recombination; meiotic DNA double-strand break processing; meiotic DNA double-strand break formation
Cellular component (GO): nuclear chromosome
Molecular function (GO): ATP binding; DNA topoisomerase type II (double strand cut, ATP-hydrolyzing) activity; DNA binding
Source: RefSeq, a predicted model, not a curated record
GAAAUAUUACUUUGCGUAGGUCGGUGGGCGUGUUUGCUCGGCCCACAGUUUCUACUCAUUUUCCUGGGGAUUUCCGCUUGUGACAAAGGCAUUUAAAAAAAAUAGGGGGCGUGGCACUACUCUCUGAAAUUAUUUUAGAUCAAUAAAGCGUUUUUAUUCCUAUGUUUUUUAGAACGGUUCAAAUUAAUUACUCAUUAUUCGAAAUUAAACUUAAUUUUUAAUUAGCAGAUAACAUUUAAAAUGUAAAAAAAUGGCACAGAGAUAUUAAAACUGGGAAAAUCACAAUAAUAACUCCUUUUAAGCCAUGAAUCAUUGCCACUAUCAAAAAUACAAUCUUAGUUUAAAUGUGGAAAUCGAACAUGGAAGUGUGCAUAUAAACAAAGAGUUGUUUUUACUUCGAAACUUGUAUCUAUUAACUUUCUAAAUUAGAUUAAGUAUCUAACCAGUUAAGCAAUAUAUAUUUUAAGUAAUUUCCCAUCUUUAGCAAGUAAUAAGUAUUUAUUUUAUCUAAUUAAGAUCUAUAAUAAAAACAUGUUUACUUUUUUGUAAUAGAAAAGUAGAAUAAAAUGUACCUGGGUGUCAACUAUUAAUCAACAUAUUUAUUCAAUCCAUAGAAGUUUAAUGUGUCUAAGACAAAUGUUUACUACACUUUAUUUGCAACCAUCGGAUAGCCAUUUAUUAAAGUUAGUCUUUGUUUUAGAUUGUAACUAAAUCAAGAAAUUGUUAAGAAUAAUCCAUACCAAUAGAAGUAAUAAUGGGUGAGCUGGUGGAUAAUCUAGAAAGGAUUGCUGUAGAGCUUGUGGCAAACUUGGUUAAAGGCAAUGCCACCUUAAGGAUUCCCCGUAACUCAUCUUCAAAAACCCCCACGGAUUAUAGGAGAGUCUCUUAUAAUAACCGUAGAAGUCGGCAUAGUUUCUGCCUGCUGGUUUACAUGCUUUCCCGUGCUCACCGAUUGCAAGUUCAUGGAGGAAGCUUUACAGUGCGUGGACUGUAUUAUGGAGAUCCCUUGCUGAUCCGGUCGCAGUCCAGGAUUGGCCAAGCCAGACUUGAUGUGUGUCGAAUGCUGAACGCAUCCCCAUUGGCUUUGGGCGUACUGGCAGCCUCCAAGGGCCUCAUUGCAGGCGACGUACGUCUGCUGAUGACCAACGGAGAUGUUCUGGACAGCAGUUUGUACAGUGGAGCCAUGACCCUGCCCGCGGACCCAGAGAAGGUGGAUCGCAUUGAAACGCUGGCAGAUUUUGUUCUAGUCGUUGAAAAGGAGUCGGUGUUUGAGAGCCUGCUGUCCAGGAAUGUUUUUUGCAACCUAGAACAACGCUUCAUCCUGGUAACUGGCAAGGGAUAUCCGGACUGCUGCACCCGGAGGAUUGUCCAUCGCCUCAGUGAAGAGAAUCUGCUGCCGGCUUACAUUCUCGUCGACGCCGAUCCCUUCGGCAUUGAGAUAAUGCUUGUCUAUCGCCAAGGCUCGCAGGCAAUGAGUUUUUCCAGUCAAGGACUAACCACACCUUCGCUGCGUUGGAUUGGGCUACACCCCUCCGAGAUUCCCGCCCUAGGCACUGGAGCGGUUGCCCUGGGCACCGGCGACAACAAGAAAAUCAAUGACCUCCUUGCCCGCAACGAUUUGGAGCCGGGAGUGCGCCAGGAACUGCGCAUGCUGCAGGACGUUCAGCUAAAGGCCGAAAUCGAGAGUGUCAUCGACUUCCUGACCGACGACUAUAUACCGAACAAAAUCAAUCGGAAUUUGUUUUUGUAGAGCUCGGCUCGGUUUAACCCAAAGGGUCAAGUGAUAAAUAUAAACUUUCAUUCAUUAUUAAGUUUAAAGGCAACUAUGCGUUUAUGAAAAGACUAAGAACAUGUUAAUAUACCUAUUUAUAACCGUAUAAGUCCACGUAAUCGGUUAAUCAUAUAAGUAUAUUUGAGUUAAUUAAAAUGUAAUAGAUAUUAUGCAAAAUAAUGAAUUACUUAUUCCAAGCUAAAUUAAAUAAUCAUUUUUUAUGUUCAGAUAAUAUUCUGCCCUCAAAAUUGUAUUGUUAGUCAGUAAUUUCAUCAAAUUUAGCUAAUUCUCUUGUGCAGAUCAGUAUUUCUUAAAACGAAAUAGUGUUUGAAUUAAUCUAUAUCUGCUUGGCAUUAAGAAUACCUAAGUAAGAUCCAAAUUUCAACAAUCUUAAAGUAAAUAUUUAAAUAAUUGGUGGAUAAUGGCAAUUGUUACCCCGGUAAAGUCUGAGUAAUCUGCUUCUAGUGGUUGGUUUUGAGUGGACCACUUGAUUUUGUGUGUCACUUUGUGUGGACAAAGCUAGUAAAACUCAGCAGACAAAGAGAUUAUUUAUUGUGCCUUUAAAAGUAUUAUGGCUUGAGGUCGAUAAUCGGAGUCGGGUAAAUGACAAGGUUUUUGAUAAUGCCAAUGCAAUGACCAGCCGUAUAAUAAGAAAAAAACCCAGUUUGUUCAAUUCUAUACUAAUUG